Molecule: messenger RNA, 1884 nt
Organism: Lathyrus oleraceus (garden pea)
Lineage: Eukaryota; Viridiplantae; Streptophyta; Magnoliopsida; Fabales; Fabaceae
Exons: 1
Coding region: 1-1884 (627 amino acids)
Source: RefSeq, a predicted model, not a curated record
AUGGCAGCUGACCCACCUCCUGUGGAGAGACUAUUAGGUGAUUACAGGGGAGCAAAUGCCCCGCCUGGAAGGAUGACAAUCGUGAAUCAACCAGUCAAUGUUGCCCACUUUCAACUUCACCCCUCAACGAUACGGAAACUAGAAAGGAGACCUUUCGCAGGAAAAAUUAACGAAGAUGCCAACAAGCAUUUGCAAAGGUUUCUGACUAUGACUACGUCGUUAAAGAUUGAGGGACAUUCUGAGGAAGCUAAGAAGCUGGUCAUGUUUCCGUUUACAUUGUCAGAAGAUGCUGAAGAGUGGUUCUACUCUUUACCUGCUGGAAGCAUCACAACUUGGCAACAGAUGGAGACAACUUUUCUCAACGAGUACUUUCCGGCCUCUGUGUACAUCCGAAAGAGGUACGACAUAGUGAAUUUUAAACAGAAGGAAGGAGAGUCACUUGGAGAUGCGUAUAAGAGGUUCAAACGAUUAUUGGUUGCAUGUCCUACUCAUAAUUGUGAUGCAACGGAGCAAAUGCAGAAUUUUGUAAAUGGUCUUCGGCUGAAGACUAAGCAACUCAUUGACACAGCAGCUGGUGGCUCAACCAAUUUUACAACAGCCACUGGCAUUAAAAAGAUUAUCGAAGCCAUUGCAGCCAAUGAGCACCUGGAGUUGUAUGACCGCAGUGUUAGUCAACCCGAAGGGAUAAUUGACCUGAAAUUGGCAAACCAAGUGGUGAAGAUGGAAGAUCAAAUAUCAGCUGAAGUAGAAAGGAGACUGAAGAAGAUGGCUAUUGAUACCCAAACUGUUGCACAGGUUCAACAGGUUCAACCAACUCACACAAGUAAUUGCGAAAUUUGUGGAGGACCUCAUCUUACCGUACAUUGCGUUGCUACCGCACAACAAAUUGAGGAGAUCAAGUUUCUUAGGCAGAACAACCCUUAUUCAAACACAUACAAUCCGGGUUGGAAAAACCAUCCUAAUUUCUCAUGGAAGGAUCAACAAGGAAAUGUGCAACAACAACCGCAUCAACAACAGUUUCAGCAACAGGUACCAAGAAAAGCUGAUUGGGAGCUUGCCAUUGAGAAGAUGGCCGCUCAAAGCUCUCAAUUUCAAGAAGAGACCCGGAGUAAUUUAAAAAACACAAGUGCUUCAAUUAAGAAUCUUGAAAUCCAGAUGAGUCAGAUAGCACAACAAUUAGCGAGCUCUCCACAACAGGGAAUUUUACCAAGUUCUACGGUUACUAAUCCAAGAGAAAAUUAUCAUGUGAAUGCGGUGACCACCAGGAAUGGUAAGUCAAAAGAAAUACCUGAGAAGAGUUCUGAAGAAGAAGACUUAUUGCUUGAAGUUGAUCUAGAGAUAAAAGAAAAUGAGGUUGCAAAUGAAGAGGUCACUCAUGAUGAACGAGUGGUUAAAGAUAAAGUGAUUGAUCAAAAACCGGCCGUCAAACUGCCAUUCCCAACAAGAAAUAAGAAGAAAGGGCAGCAUGAGAAAAACUUUGAGAAGUUCUUGGAAAUGUUUAAAAAGCUUGAGCUAAACAUUCCUUUCUUGGAGGCGCUUGAGCAAAUGCCUACCUACGCAAAGUUCAUGAAAGACAUCAUCUCGAAGAAGCGGACCAUAGAAACUAACCCGAUUAUUCUAACGGAAACUUGUAAUGCCAUGUUGCAGGGUAUGAAGGUUCCGGUGAAAAAGAAGGAUCGAGGUUCUCUGACCAUUCCGUGUGCCAUUGGAGAUAGAUCCUUCAAGAAAGCUCUAAUUGAUUUGGGAGCGAGUGUAAGUCUUAUGCCGCUGUCUAUCUAUAAGAAGUUGGGGAUAGGUAAAAUUCAAGAUACGAGAAUGACACUCCAGUUUGCUGACCGCUCUGUGAAGAGACCCUACGGGAUAGUAGAAGAUGUGCUAGUAUAG